Piliocolobus tephrosceles (Ugandan red Colobus) is the source of this 2593-nucleotide messenger RNA. RefSeq names its product lymphocyte antigen 9 (gene LY9). Gene Ontology annotation, biological process: T cell activation. The record is from RefSeq and is a predicted model, not a curated record. Gene Ontology annotation, cellular component: external side of plasma membrane; membrane. Lineage: Eukaryota; Metazoa; Chordata; Mammalia; Primates; Cercopithecidae.
CUCCAAGAUUCAUCUCUUUUUUGCACAGGCCAAAUAGGAGAGCAACAAGGAUGUAGUGGGAAUUAUUACCCCUGCAUAUUCCAAGUCCUCAGUGAUGGCACCUAUCUCUGCAAUCCCUCCAGGAACACCAUAAUUACCUCACUAGUGCCACAGGCCUGCACAAGUCAAACUAUUCUGAUUGCUGCUUUGACUCUGCUAUCUAUUAUGAUCUGAAAAUAGAUCAUCAUGGUGGCACCAAAGAGUCACACACAAGACUGGGCUCCUGGGCCUUUCUCCAGUAAGCCACAGAGGAGUCAGCUGCAAAUAUUCUCUUCUGUUCUAUGGACUUCUCUCCUCUUCCUGCUCAUGGGACUAAGAGCCUCUGGAAAGGACUCAGCCCCAACAGUGGUGUCAGGGAUCCUAGGGGGUUCUGUGACUCUCCCCCUAAACAUCUCAGUAGACACAGCGAUUGAGCACAAAAAGGCUCUUGCUUUUGCACAUCCCAAAGAAAAUGUAACCUUUAUGGCCAAAAGCUACCGGGGCCGACUAAACAUCACCAGGGGGAGUUACUCCCUGUCCAUCAGCAAUCUGACUCUGAAUGAUGCAGGAUCCUACAAAGCCCAGAUAAACCAAAGGAAUUUUGAAGUCACCACUGAGGAGAAAUUCACCCUGUUCAUCUAUGAACAGCUGCAGGAGCCUGAAGUCACCAUGAAGUCUGUGAAGGUGUCUGAGAACUUCUCCUGUAACAUCACUCUAAUGUGCUCCGUGAAGGGAGCAAGUGUUCUGUACGGCUGGACCCCGAGGGACCCCCAUGCUUCUGAGUCCAAUGGAGGCUCCAUUCUUACCAUCUCCCGAAUGCCCUGUGAGCCAGAUCUGCCAUACACCUGCAUAGCCCAGAACCUCGUCAGCCAGACCAGCUCCCACCCUGUCCAUGUUGGGCAGUUCUGUACAGAUCCAGGAGCCUCCAGAGGAGGAAAAACAGGGGAGACUGUGGUAGGGGUCCUGGGAGAGCCAGUCACCCUGCCACUGGCACUCCCAGCCUGCCGGCACACAGAGGUUGUCUGGUUGUUUAACACAUCCAUCAUCAGCAAAGAGAGGGAAGAAGCAGCAACGGCAGAUCCACUCAUUAAAUCCAGGGAUCCUUACAAGAACAGGGUGUGGGUCUCCAGUCAGGACUGCUCCCUGAAGAUCGGUCAGCUGAAGAUAGAGGAUGCCGGCCCCUACCAUGCUUACGUGUGCUCAGAGGCCUCCAGAGUCACCAGCAUGACACACGUCACCCUGCUCAUCUACCGGAGGCUGGUGAAGCUCAAAAUCACGUGGCGCCUCCGGCACAGCAAGGAUGGCAUCUGCAGGGUCAGUUUGACCUGCUCUGUGAAGGAAGGGCGAAACGCCGUCAUAUACACAUGGACCCCACUGCAGAAGGGAGCUGUUGUGUCCCAAGGGGAAUCACAUCUCAACGUCUCAUGGAGAAGUGGUGAAAAUCACCCCAACCUCAUAUGCACAGCCAGCAACCCUGUCAGCAACAGUUCCCACCAGUUUCUUUCUGAGAACAUCUGUUCAGGCCCUGAGAGAAACACGAACCUUUGGAUUGGGUUGCUCCCGGUGGUUUGCCUUCUGUGCACUGGGAUCUUCAGCUGCUGCAUUUGGAAGCAAAAAGGACGGUGUUCAGUCCCAGCCUUCUGUUCCAGUCAAGCUGAGGCCCCAGCAGACACACCAGAACCCACAGCUGGCCACAUGCUAUACUCUGUGCUCUCUCAAGAGUAUGAGACUGACACUCCCCUCAGGCCUGCCAGGCAACAGCCUAGGCCCAACUCAGACAGCAGCUCUGACAGCAACAUCACAACUGAGGAGGAGGGGAGGCCCGAGGUGCACAAGCCCAUCAGUGGAAGAGAGGAGGUGUAUGACCAGGUCACUCAGGAGGGUGCUGGACAUGACCCAGCCCCUAAGGGCCAAGCAGACUAUGAUCCCGUCACUCCAUAUGUCACAGAAGUUGAGUCUGUGGUUGGAGAGAACACCUUGUAUGCACAAGUGUUCUUCAACUUACAGGGAAAGACCCCAGUUUCUCAGAUGGAAGAGAGCUCGGCCACAAUCUACUGCUCCAUACAGAAACCUCAGACGGUCGUGCCGCCACCACAACAGAAUGAUCUUGAGAUUCCUGAAAGUCCUACCUAUGAAAAUUUCACCUGAAAGGAAAAGCAGCUGCUGCCUGUCUCCCAAGACCGUGGGGUUGGAGAGUCAGCUGGACCUCAUGGGGCCUGGGGCUCGCAGACAGAAGCACCUCAGUGCCUCAGAGAUGCCUGGGUGUGGCCCCUCCCCGUCCUUCUCACACUCAAGGCCUCCCAAGCCCAUUAAUAGUUCGGACACAGGCUCCUUCUUGGAGCCUAUGGGCUUCAGAUAUCUUUGCCCCAUUUGUCACCUCCCACACUCAUAGCGUUUCCUCCUCGAAAUUCUACCAAGACUGGUCAAAUGUUGCUGAGGGACCUGGACCAGCUGACCUUUACACCACCUUCUCAACACUGCUGAAAUGAACCCAAGAGAAUUGUCACACAUGACACAAGAUGUACGUAAAAUCAUGCUCACUGCAGUGUUAUUUAAAAUAAAAGGCAGGAAAUAA